Messenger RNA from Triticum aestivum (bread wheat), 1140 nucleotides. RefSeq names its product BTB/POZ and MATH domain-containing protein 3-like. Gene Ontology annotation, molecular function: protein binding. The record is from RefSeq and is a predicted model, not a curated record. Gene Ontology annotation, biological process: protein ubiquitination. The transcript has 4 exons. NCBI's taxonomy places the organism in Eukaryota, Viridiplantae, Streptophyta, Magnoliopsida, Poales, Poaceae. The coding region runs from base 1 to 1140 and encodes 379 amino acids.
AUGUCAUUUGCUGGCGUGUCUAUUAUCAACUACAGUGACGCCACCGGCUACUCAAUCGAAGUCUCCGCGGCCAGCGGGUACCACCUGCUUGUUGUUAGAGGCUACUCGCGUACGAAAUACUAUGCAUCUACCGGCACGGUGAUCCGGUCUCUCCCGUUCAAGGUAGGGGGGCAUCGCUGGUGCAUCCAGUACUUCCCUGAAGGCAACGCGGCCGAGUGUUCCGGCUCGGUCUCCUUCUUCCUCGCCCUUCUCGAUGAGAAUGUCACCGAGCCUCUCAAGGUGCAGUACGAUUUCAGCUUCGUCGACGAGCUUGAGAAGCAGGAUCCAGCAUAUAUCCGUGCAAACGAGCCGCACGAUGGUCUCAUCAAAAGAGACGCGCUUGAGAAAUCGAAGCAUCUAAACAAGGAUUGUUUCACCAUCCUAUGCGACCUUGUCGUUGCCACCACGGUUGAUCUCUCCAUCAAGGUACCACCUUCGACCAUACAUCAGCAUAUCAACGACCUCCUCCUGUCCAAGGAAGGCACUGACGUGACAUUCAAUGUUGGCGGCGAGACGUUCGUCGCCCACCGGUGCGUGCUCGCGGCUCAUUCUACUGUCUUCAAGGCAGAGCUCUUUGGCCCCGUGAACGAAGGCACGGUAGCAAGCAUUGUGCAAAUACAAGACAUGGAAGCAAAAGUGUUUAGGGCCUUGCUUAGCUUUGUUUACACCGACUUGCUGCCCGAUAUGGAGAUAGACAUGGGGGAGGAGAAAAAGGGUGGCGACGAAGCAUUAUGGUUGCAACACUUGCUUGCGGCGGCAGAUAAAUAUGAUCUCCAAAGACUGAAGAUACUAUGUGAAGAAAAGCUAUGCAAACACAUAGACGUGAAGUCAGUGAAAACUAUUUCUACUCUAGCUGGGCGGCACAACUGUUGUGGAUUCAAAGAGAGGAAAAGCUGUCAGGACCCCGAUUCCAAGUCACAUCGAUCUAGCCGGCUCCGAGGAGCGAGAUAUUACAAACAUGGGUCUCAUGACCCAACAAUCAGAGCAUACAAGUCAAAGCACAUGCGGAAGCUUAACAUGUCUCAGUAUAGGCAUCUACAAAUGAAAAAGGCUGAGAAGCCUAACUAUCUACCAGAUCCUGCCGAGGGCACAAGAUCGUAG